Molecule: messenger RNA, 5633 nt
Organism: Labrus bergylta (ballan wrasse)
Lineage: Eukaryota; Metazoa; Chordata; Actinopteri; Labriformes; Labridae
Gene: arid5b
Product: AT-rich interaction domain 5B
Biological process (GO): regulation of transcription by RNA polymerase II
Cellular component (GO): nucleus
Molecular function (GO): transcription cis-regulatory region binding
Source: RefSeq, a predicted model, not a curated record
CAAGUUUGGAGAGCGUGUUGAGUUUAAUCAAUUCAUAACGUCGAGAUGGAGCCGAACUCACUGAAGUGGGUGGGCUCGUCUUGCGGUUUACAUGGACCAUAUAUAUUCUAUAAAGCCUUUAAGUUUCACCGGGACGGCAAAGCGAGGAUUUUGUCUCUCGGAGACUUUUUCUUCGUCAGAUGUAAACCGGAGGAACCUAUUUGCAUAGCGGAGCUUCAGCUGCUCUGGGAAGAAAGAACAAGCAAGCAACUUUUAUCAAGCUCUAAACUUUAUUUUCUACCCGAGGAUAGUCCCCAGGGACGGACGAUCAGCCAUGGAGAGCAUGAGGUAAUUGCCGUGUCUGAGAAGGUGAUUGUGCGGCUGGAGGACCUAGUGAAGUGGACUGUACCAGACUUCUCAGGAUGGGCCCACUGUCUGAAGGCCGAGCCUCUCAAACCCUCCGUGCUUCGAGAGCUGGGCACCAAUGGGAGGCGGGAGGCCCUCCAUCGAUACAGAGAGAGCACCCUGACCAGCGGGCUCAACUUCAAGGAUGUCCAGAGGGAGAGGGCGCAGCUAGGCCAGGAGGAGGAUGGGAGGAAAGUUUUGGUCCUCAGUUACCCCCAGUAUUGCCGCUAUCGCUCAGUGUUGGCGCGGCUCAGAGAGCAGCCGUCCUCCCUGCUCAUCGACCACACAGUGCUGGCACUGGGCGGCAUCGCUGCGUUGGGAGGAAGCACAAGGAUCUUAUACUGCCGGGACACCUUCGAACAUCCCGCCCUUCUACAGAACGACAGCAUCUGUGACGAGUUUGCUCCUAACUUGAAGGGGCGACCUCGGAAGAAGAAGCUGUCCAUCUCUCAGAGGAGGGACUCUCAGGGUCAGGGGUCAGUGGGGUCGCUGGGGUCAACGGCAGUGGCAGCACAGGACCCCUGCAGCCCAGAAGGAAGAAUUACUACUAAGGUCAAACCCAGCUGUAAAACGAUACCCAACGGAAAAAUAACUCCUGCAGCCAAACACAAGGCCAAUGGCCUCAGCAAGAGAUCCUCAGCUGAGGAGAAGGAGCGAGGGAAGGACAAGGAGGAGAGGAACGAGGAGGAGAGGAGUGAGGAGGAGGAAACAUCAGAGGAGAACCGAGCGGAGGAGCAGGCUUUCUUAGUAGAGCUCUAUAAGUACAUGAAAGAAAGAGACACGCCCAUAGAGAGGAUCCCCUUCCUCGGUUUCAAACAGAUCAACCUUUGGACCAUGUUUCAAGCUGCUCAGAAACUCGGAGGAUAUGAGCUGAUCACGGUCCGCAGACAGUGGAAGCAUGUGUAUGAUGAAUUGGGCGGGAACCCCAGCAGCACGAGUGCAGCCACGUGUACACGCAGACACUACGAGAGGCUCCUCCUCCCUUACGAGAGGCACAUCAAAGGCGAGUCGGACAAGCCCCUCCCCUUAACCAAACCCAGGAAGCAGGAGGGCGGCCAGGAGAAGGCAUCGGCAGCCAAAGUUAAAGCAGUGGUGGCCAAGAAAUUGAAAGGCCCUGGCAGUGUCAAGCUGGAGAGUAAAAAGGACAGAGAGGAGAUGGUGCAAGGCCAAGAACAAUCACAGGACUCAAGGGGGAAGACAGAGAAUCACGAGCUGUCCCCAGCCAUAAAACAGGAAGUAUCUCUGGGUGAUGAACCAAUCGUAAUAGAGGAGGAAGAGUUACAUCUCACUCUGAAGAAAGAGGAGUCCUUGGCAGAGGAGCAGGCCUUCUUGCACUGUCCCAAAGAGCCAGACUGCAGAGGCCCACAUGCUGGCCUACUAGUCCAUGCAGGCACGGGUCCCCAGUCUGAAUGGAUGCAAGUGAGCGAGGCCUUGAAACUCUCCUGUGAACAGCAAACUGAAGGGCAUUUCAUUCCCAAACAUCCCUACCUGCCUCACCGCUGGGAUCAGAACAAACCCCCCGGACUUGUUGCUCUGCCUGAGCCCUCCUCCAGGGUUAAAGACUCCUUAGAAAGCCACAGUGGGAGAGUGGGGAAGGUAUUACCGAUGUGUAAGCAGGUGGAUAUAGAGUGUAUAGACUUGAGCGCAGACAAAGAAGACUAUGGGGUCACUAAGAAGGAGUCAACACAAACAGCUGCCUACUGCAAAUCCAGCCAGGGUGUCAUGUCUCCAUUAGCCAAAAAGAAGCUCCUCUCCCAAGUGUGUGAGUCGAACCCUUUCUCGUUUACAUCUCCUCUUCAGCCUCCAUCUCUCACAGCCGUGUCCUCCCUGGCUGACAUAUCUGAAAGGGAGAAGGAGAAGAGAAAUGGUGAGGAUGAGGUGGUUGGAAAUAUCCCAGAGGGAGCACCCAUAUUCAGGCCGUCAGUCAUCCAGCACGCCCAGAGCAGCAAGCCCCACCAACAAGCCACCAGCAGCCAGUCAGAAAGGAGUACAGCGGGGGAGCUUUCAGAGGCUUACAGCUGCCGGACAAGCCAUCACCUCAAGCCACAAGUAAGUCUCCCAUGGCAGCCCUAUCUGCCCCUACCUCACGCCCAAGAUGGUGUCGAGAUCAACGGAGAGACGCUUCUCCAGGGCCAAGCAACUCAGUCCCGCAGCUAUGCGGGCGACUGCUACUCCUCCCCUCAUCUCCACAGUCUGUACCGGCAAACAGAGAGCUGCCUAAGUCAGGACAGGAUGGCCGGGUUCCCAAAUGGAGAGCGGAGAGAACACUUCAACCGGGAGCGCGAAGGCAGCCAGGGCUUCGUCUGUGGCGGGCUGGAGCCAGAGGGCCUGGCUUACAGAUCGCACUUCAGCGAGCGGACUCGAACGCACAGCGAGAGGAGAGAAGCUGACGACGAGCCCAGAGACUUCACAAUCUCCAAACCCCUCUCACAGAGGUUGUCCUCUUCCUUCUCCAAGCCCUCCUUCUGCAGCCUCCCCUAUCCCAUCAUGCAUCAGAGCAUGGAUUCCCACCCUAAGGCGUGCAGAGUUCCUCCUAUGAAUAUCUCUCCUGCGAAACAGAGUCCAGCAGAGUCAUCGUCGCAGCCGUAUCCCAGCCCAAAAGCAGCAAGUGAUUCAAUCCUCACAAGUCCCAGUCGGCCCAGUAAGCGGAGCCUAGUAGAACCUGAAGGCGAGGAAGUCCCAGAGAGGAAAGUCCGUGUGGUGACGCCGAUCCACCCUGCCGGAGCAAUCCGACGCAGCGACCCGGAGGAGCUAAAACCAGCCGAGCCAGCCCAUGGCGUUCAUCUCAACAACCACCUCCCUGAAGGCCACCCUGCAACCACCUACCCCCCGCACCACGCCGCACCCUUCUACCCAGGCAUGUACCCGCACGGCAGCCUAGUCUCAUCAGGAGCGCAGGACGGACUCGGGCAACACCCAGGUCUGCAGUACCUGAAGAGCCAGUCUGCAGUGUCCCCCCUUAUGCCCCCGUUAGCUUUCCACUCCAUGAUGCUGCACAGGCAGCUGCUAGCUUCAACCGCCUCCCCCCACCACUUCUACAGGCACCCGGGUGGGGCAGCACUGUAUGGAGACCUGCUGCACCACCUGUACCCUCUCUCCACCCUCCCACCACCUCAGAUUUCGUCAGUACACCCGAGCACCAGACUGUGAGGAAGAGAGGAGAAUUGAUUUCUCCUUCUUCGUCUUCUUUUUCAUCCUCAGAAACUUGUUCGGCUUCUUUCCGUCUCUCUUGCUCGGGGACUGUAGAGAGAAAACACUGAUUAUGAACCUUGACUGAUUACAGACUGAUGCAGAGUGGAAAUUCCAUUUUCUUUUUUAUUUGUGUAUGCAUUUGUUUAUAUUCUUUGCACUGUUCUUUAUUAUUUUUUUUAUCACCAAUUACUGUAUCUUUAUUGUUGUUGUUGUUGUAUACUUAUUUGCACAGUGCUCAUGUGUAUGUGCUUACAAAUCAGUUUGCCGUUCUUGGUCACCACAAGUCAGGUCGUUGCUCUGGAUGUGUGAAAAUUGGAGGGCAACAGAGAAAAGCCAUUUGUUUACUGCGACUGAGGGCUAAACUUUUUUGCUUAGAAACACUACGAGUAACAUCACGACGUAAAUGAAAUUCUUUAUAUAACUAGAGGUAAUCUUCAACAGCUGUUUAGCGCAUUAUUACACUUUUGGGCAGCCACUUGUGUUGCAUCUGUUUACAUGUCUCCACGCUGAAAGCUGUUGCCUGUUUGUGCCACAGCAAAUCCACCUGGACUCUUUGGAAUAGACAUUAACACUCACUGCGGUGCUGCAUAACACAGAUUAUAGCUUCACCGAAACACUCAGAGGUGCUCUGUGUACCAGAUGUACUGUAGACUCACGUUUUUGAUCAGUUCAGGUGUGAACUCGCUAAAUUUAUUUCCGAUCACACAACACAAGCAGUUUUCGUUUUUUAAUCUGUUGACAAAUCAUGAAUGUUUUUUUCAUCCGAGUUAACAAAAGCAGGUUUAAUGUCGAAAUUGAAAGUUAUUUGACCCCCAAACACCCUUUGUGAUGAGUUGACUGUAGCAGCUUGUUUGUGUCUGUAGGACCAGCAUAAUGAAGCAGCCGUCUGCUGUGGAAUGCUCACCACAAGAAAUCAGCAUUUCAUCUUUUUGUUCUUGACUUGAAAAGCUCUUUUUAUCUUUUUCGGUGAACAGAGUCUUUUAUUCAACACGCUGAAAAGACUCACUGUAUGAUUUUUAAUAGGAAUGUUGUCACUUAAGAUAUUAUUGCUUUGCAAAUAUCUGUGCCUUUCGCAGUCUUGCAUUAGAGUUAGCACUACAGUUGUUAAGGUUUAUCUCCUGUAGCAGGGUAGGAAUAUUAAUAUUACUGUCAGACACUCAUACAAAAAACAAUAUGGCACAUUUGGCUCAGACACCAGACCUGAUAGGUUAGACACAAAAUGUAUCAUUUAAAAAAAAUAAAAUCCACUUUAUUGUAAAGGUCAGUCUUUGAGCUUAAAUGAAUUUAUUUACUUAGCUUAACUGCAGUUGAUUGUAGAAGAACCUGCAAAGGAUUUACUGGUAGCUAAUACUGACACAGGUCUGGUGUCUGUCAUCCGCAGGGCAUGUGUCUUCUAGCAGUGAUGAAAAGGUACCAGACUCCGUAAAGUAUGCACACCAUGCUUCAUAGCCUAAGGUGGAAAGAACCACCUGCUUUGGCUUUUACAACCACUAUAAUUGCAAUCCAGGAUAGUCAAAAUACAUGCUCAACAUGUGUUUCAAAAUAAGGAAAAAAUGUGUAAAGUUUUACUGAAUACUUAGAUAAAUACGUUGAUUUCUGGUUAAGUACUGUACAUUGCUGUGUGUAGGGAAAACUGGCAUUAGUGCUGGCUCCUGUACAGAUCAUUCAUACGGGAUCAAUUCAUGACAACCCCUCUCUUGUCUUAUUUUCUCUGUAAAUAACACUGUAGAUAGUACGGCGUGGUUGUUAUCAUAUAAACUGUUAUACUCUGUAAAUAGUAUUAAAAAAACAGUAUAAAAGUUGGUUACACAAUCUAGCUGUGUCCUUGUUUGCUCUGUUUCAAGGUCACGGUGAUCCUGUUAGAUUUAAACAAACACUACAGUUUAAGUAUAAGGAUACUCUUUUUAUUUCUAUGUUGUUUUUGUUCAUGUGCAUCCUGAAAGUGUUUUUGAUACAGUAGCCAUCUGUUUACCAAUCACCCAGCUGGCAAGCAAGACAAAAAAUAGACAUUUUGUAUAUGACCUCCUGUAUAUUUAAUUAAAAUAUUUUACUAUCUA